Pantherophis guttatus is the source of this 1962-nucleotide messenger RNA. RefSeq names its product lipoyltransferase 1 (gene LIPT1). Gene Ontology annotation, cellular component: mitochondrion; cytoplasm. The record is from RefSeq and is a predicted model, not a curated record. Gene Ontology annotation, biological process: protein lipoylation. Gene Ontology annotation, molecular function: lipoyltransferase activity. NCBI's taxonomy places the organism in Eukaryota, Metazoa, Chordata, Lepidosauria, Squamata, Colubridae.
GUCUUUGACUCUGAAUCUCGCGCGCGGUUCCAACGAGGGCAAAAAGUUCCAGCAAUUGCAAUAGAUUAAAGACCCGUCUAGAGAAGCUGGUUAUCGGCAAUUGAUUGAACAAGUAUUUUACAAAUUCACUGAUUUAAAGGUUGCAGCUACCUACCAUAAAAGGAUCAAUAUUAUAUUAAAAUAAUCUAAAACUGCUUUCAGUGCUUCUGAAAAGAAAAAAGCUCACCACAUUGAACCGAUGGUUUGAAAGAUUCUGAAUAGUGCCAAAACUUCCAUUGCUUUUGAUGCUUGAUUAUUUUAUUUCCUUAAAACAUGAUAAUCCAGUUCUCAUGGAAGAAAUGUUUCCCAUUAUAUUGUAUCCUCAAAGUUCCAGCUGCUGGCUUCAAAAGUACAAAGGAAAGAGGGCUUAUCCUACAAUCUGUGUCUCAGGAUGUUUACCAGAAUUUAGCAUUAGAGGAUUGGAUCCAUGAUAACAUGGAUUUAGAGAAGAGACAUGUUCUUCUCCUUUGGAGAAAUUCUUCUGCUGUAGUGAUUGGUCGGCAUCAGAAUCCCUGGCAGGAAUGUAACCUUGGAGUCAUGAGGCAGAAGGGUAUAAAGCUUGCUCGAAGAAGAAGUGGAGGAGGUGCAGUUUACCAUGACAAAGGCAACAUUAAUCUGACUUUCUUCACCGACAGAAAAAAAUAUGAAAGAAUUGAAAAUUUAAAACUGGUUGUUAAAGCUUUGAAAUCCCUGCGACCCCAGCUAGAUGUUCAGGCUACUGAGAGAUAUGAUCUCUUGUUAAACAAAAUCUUUAAAAUUUCAGGAACUGCUGCAAAAUUAGGAAGAACUGCUGCUUAUCACCACUGCACUUUGUUGUGCAGUACUGAUAAAUUGGUUCUAACAUCUGUGUUAAAGACUCCUAACAGUGGAAUCCAAAGUAAUGCCACACCAAGUGUGCCUGCAUUAGUGAGAAAUCUCUAUGAAGAAGAUCCCACAUUAACUUGUGAAAUGCUUAUGGAAGCCAUUGCUGGCGAAUAUGCUUCACAUCAUCACAUUGAAAACCAUAUCCAUGUCAUAAAUCCAGCCAAUGAAACAGAAUUCCCUGGAAUUAACAAGAAAGCCAUAGAACUAAAAACCUGGAAUUGGCUAUAUGGAAAAACACCAAAGUUCAAAAUCAGUACAUCCUUUAACAUAGGGCACAAGGAAUCCAAUGUUGAAAUUUGGGUAUGUAUGGAUAUAAAGAAUGGUAACAUUGAAACUUGCCAAAUAGAUGUCCCUCAGAACUGGCUGCCACUGGAUGUGUGUGUUGAACUCAGGAACAGCCUGAUUGGCAACAAGUUUUGCCCAAAUGAAAGCACUGCCGUGGCAACUGCUUUGCUGAGAACUUGGACAGAUUCUACAUUACACAGCAAAUUGCAUAUCUUAUGUGAGAAGAUUAUAACAUUAAUGUAACUUAUGCGAUGAUCUGGAUUCUUGGAUAUCAAAUUAGUAGUUUGCUAAUACAAGAUUGUCAUAUAUGAUUUUAGAAGAGUUCAGUGAAUGUAAAUUUAAUGUUACAUAAUAACUACUGAACAAAGUAACACUUGAAUAUAAAGUUUCUUUUUUAAGGGCAGUAGUUAAUUGAUAUUCUGGUCCUUAUCUAUUUUCUCAAAUGUGAACUCCAUUGAGUUUAAUGGAACUUGAAGUAACUUACUAUAGAGUUGCAACCAAGAAUGCAAUUAUAAUAAUAAUUUACUUGGGUGAGCAAGAAUGUGGAGGGAAAGCUAUAACUAAUAGCCAUUUUCAAAUUCAAUAUAUUACUGUUCCAAACACCCAACUUAUGCUGCAUUUGAAUUGACACUGAAACAUUACUCCUGUUGUAAUCAACAAAAUGUAAAAGAUAUUUGGUCUCCCUAUCUUCUGUGCUGGAUAAGAGUCAAGUCAAGGUUACAUAGGUGGCAAAUAAAUCUAAUAAAUAAAUAACAUGUUAGCAACCUUGUGAAA